Oldenlandia corymbosa var. corymbosa is the source of this 1029-nucleotide messenger RNA. The record is from the annotation of a GenBank genome assembly. NCBI's taxonomy places the organism in Eukaryota, Viridiplantae, Streptophyta, Magnoliopsida, Gentianales, Rubiaceae.
AUGGCGUACUGCCAAGAACCUGCCACCGAGUCCAGCUCCGGCCAUCCCAAUCAUAGGCCAUCUUCACCUCAUCAAACAGCCUCUCCAUCGCACUCUUCACAAAUUCUCCCAAAUAUGUGGCCCUGUUUUCUCCCUCCGAUUCGGGUCUCGCCUCGUCGUCGUAGUCUCUUCCCUGUUUUAGCAGAGGAAUGCUUCACUAAGAACGACGUUGUCUUAGCCAACCGCCCCAAGAACACCCUGGGGAAGUACAUCGGGUACAACUAUUCCAGCAUGGUUGCUGCUCCCUACGGUGAUCACUGGCGAAACCUCCGAAAACUCGGUGCCAAUGAGAUCUUCUCCCCUCAUCGUCUCAACAUGUUUUUGUCCAUCAGGGCUGACGAAAUCAGGCGUUUGCUGAGCAGUUUAUAUGCGAAAUCGGUUAACGGUUUCGCCAGAGUGGAAAUGCAAUCAAAGCUGGCGGAGCUGAGCUUCAAUGUGAUCAUGAGGAUGAUGACUGGGAAGAGGUAUUUCGGGUUAGAGGAAGAUAAUGUGGAGGCAGAGAGAUUCCGGGGACUUAUCCGAGAGGUUUUUAAGUACGGCGGUGUUUCCAAUCCUGCUGAAUUUAUUCCCCUGUUGAAGUUGAUAGACUACAAGAAUUUUGAAAAGGCCGUCAAGAAUUUAAGUAAAGAGAUGGAUUUAUUCUUGCAAGGAUUAAUCGACGAACAUCGGGUUGACCGCAACAGCAAUAGUACUAUGAUUGAUCAUCUGUUGACAUUGCAAGAAUCCCACCCGGAUUACUACACUGAUGAACUGAUCAAAUCAACUAUAAUGGUUCUGUUGUUAGCUGGAACAGAUACAUCUUCUGUGACAGUGGAAUGGGCAUUAUCCGCUUUGCUCAACAAUCCUGAAGUUUUGAAAAGGCCAGAGCUGAAAUCGACUAUGUCGUGGGCAAAAACCGGGUGCUUGAAGAAUCAGAUUUGUCGAAACUGCCUUAUUUGCACAAUGUUAUCCAGGAGACGUUCCGUUUGUUCCCACCAGCGCCACUGUUAG